Molecule: messenger RNA, 573 nt
Organism: Acanthoscelides obtectus
Lineage: Eukaryota; Metazoa; Arthropoda; Insecta; Coleoptera; Chrysomelidae
Source: the annotation of a GenBank genome assembly
AUGGAGCAGCUUAGAUGUCAUGGGUUAAUUGUUUUCGAUCAUUCAAUAAUCAUGGCGUUAUAUCAACCUCAACACCCCGCUAGUCUGCCGAGUCCGGCAGUUUUCCUGCUAGAGAUGCUAGAAGAAGAGUUGCAGUCUAACACCCAUCGGUUACAUCAGCAAAGCUUGAGGUCGUACUUACAUAAGGAACACACAAAAGUUUCUAAGAAAAAAAGUGGAAGCGCAACCUCCGAAGUAUACAAAAGCAGUUGGUUCGGUUAUACUUCCAUGUUAUUUAUUUUGGAUGGUGAUACGCAACGCAGCGGCACAGAAACUGAACUUGCAGAAUAUGACAGCCAAGAGAACACGAGUGAGAACGAGAGAAAUAGGAAAAUAGAGGUACUUGAACACGAAACUACUUCAUCAAGUACAACUCAACAGGGUUUGGAUUUUGCAACACCUUCAUCAAAACGUAAACGCCAAAAAAAAUCGGCGCAGGUAGACGAAGCGUACCAUUUUUUGACAGAGGCAAAGGAAAAAUUGACCAAACAAGAUCGAUUUUCCUAUUUUGGAGAACGGAACUGCAAAGUUUAA